AAGUUUCUGCAGUUUGUCCAAAUACAUUGAUUAUUUUUCUAACAACUUUUGCAACAGGUGUAAAAGCUUCGGAUAUUGAAAAAUAUUUAAUUACAUAUUUGUUUGUGACUACCUAUAUGCCACCUUGAUAGAGGAUUUGUUCCUUGGUUAAGUUCUUACUUUCAAUCACAAUGUUCUAGAAAGUAGAGCUUAAAAUGCCCUUAUGUACUACCUUUUUUUGUGUUAUUUGCAAAGAUUUCUGGUUUGGUUGUUAAUCUGUUUUGUCUUUGAUAUGAAGCAGGGAAACUGAAACCAUGGAUAAAAUACUACCUUCCUCUCAGGUUGAUAACAGACAGGGUGAAAAGCCAAAGAAGAAAAGGAAAGAACGGUCUAAGGAGGAGGUGCAUCUGGUUGCUACUGAUUCUUACCAUAACAAUCUUGUUAAUCUGCACACGGUUAAUGAGGAUGUUAAUAUUUCAGACAACGUUGCAUUGCCUUCUGCUGAGUCGGAUCCUAAAAAGAGUAGAACAAAGAGGAAAAAGAAAGGACAGGCAAACAACAGUGACAAUGGCUUUCAUGAAGAUAUCAUCCAAGAGGACAAAGCCAACAGAGAUGCAGCAGAGUCCCAGAAUCUGAUUCAUAAUUCUUUUGAAGAUAAAGAGCAGCAUCAGAAGCUAACUAAUGAGAAGUACAUGCUUUAAUUCUAAAAUUGAACUGGUGACAGAAUUAAUUUUAUUAAAAAAACCUGUCAAACUAGUGAACAUUGAACAAGUUUAAACAUUUCCAAGACUAUCUGGGUAGUUAUAUCAAUGCUGACUGACUUGAAUUGGUUCAAUUUUUUUAUGCUUUGUUAAAGCAUCUAUAAAAUAUCCUUGUUCCUUUUAA
Molecule: messenger RNA, 864 nt
Organism: Cajanus cajan (pigeon pea)
Lineage: Eukaryota; Viridiplantae; Streptophyta; Magnoliopsida; Fabales; Fabaceae
Source: RefSeq, a predicted model, not a curated record